Vigna radiata var. radiata (mung bean) is the source of this 1112-nucleotide messenger RNA. RefSeq lists its product as uncharacterized. Bases 119 to 826 code for a protein of 235 amino acids. Gene Ontology annotation, molecular function: protein folding chaperone; ribosome binding; peptidyl-prolyl cis-trans isomerase activity. NCBI's taxonomy places the organism in Eukaryota, Viridiplantae, Streptophyta, Magnoliopsida, Fabales, Fabaceae. The transcript has 7 exons. Gene Ontology annotation, biological process: protein unfolding; protein transport; 'de novo' cotranslational protein folding. The record is from RefSeq and is a predicted model, not a curated record.
GAAUUGGAUGGUGGAGCGAACUGGACCCCACCUUGUUGAGGCAAAACCUCAAAAAGAGUAACUGAGUAAAGGAUAAGACAUCAUCAUUCACCACUCAUAUGUGAGAGACAGACACGACAUGAACAUGAACAUGAACAUGAACAUGACGAUGGCUUCCAAGUCCAAUUCCACAAUAUUUGGAGUUCCUUCUUUCACAACAUGCCCUUUCUCUACGACUGGAACUAGAACCUGCUGCAUUCAUGUUCUUGCCAUUCCAAAUGAAAAAACCAGAGACACUGUUUCUCUCGGUCUCAGUCUGAUCAAGAGGAGGAGCUUGGGUGGAUUUUAUAGUCCCAUUGAAACAACUCUCGGAUAUCUCAAUACACCAAUUUCAGCCCUUAAUUCAGGUUUAGAAGCAUCAAUUACAGAUUCCAACGAACUUUCAGCCGUGUUAACAAAUGCCAAAAUAGUACUGGAUUCUGAAGAUGAAAAUAAGAUACAGCUGAGAGUGGACUUGACUGGUGAUCAAACACAAAAAGUAUUCGAUAGGAUCGUAACAAACUUAGGUCGAACUGCCCCACCGGUUCCGGGAUUUCGCAUGCAAAAAGGAGGAAAAUCUUCAAAGAUACCAAAGGACUUCCUUGUUCAGAUGCUAGGGGAAGAACGGGUUAUCAAAUUCGCAAUACAAGAAAUACUCAACUCUACCAUGGCUGAUUAUGUGAAAAAGGAAAAUAUGGAUGAAAAGAACUGGAAGAUAAACACUACCCAAUCGGCAGAACAACUCAAGAAGUCAUUCACUCCAGGGAAUGACUUUGGCUUCAAUGUUAUACUUGAGCCUGAAAAUUAGUAAGAUUCUAAUCAACUUGUUAUGGGAGAUCUAGUUGUUGAGCAUAACCAGAUUGAUCGUCAAUGAUGGCAACGUGAUUUCUUUUCUCUCAAUAAUUUGCAUAUUAAAGAGGUGUUAUUUGUUCGUCAGUUUGGUGUACACAUAAAAAUGGGCUGCAAUAUUCUAUUAUGAGCCUUGCAAGAAAAAAUGUACAGGAAACACAUUUUAUAUUUUUCAUCCUGAUUUUGAAGGGAUACCAAAGUGACUCAGUUAUAUCUUACUGCCUCCUAGUUUGAUAUGUUACAAA